Molecule: messenger RNA, 306 nt
Organism: Cariama cristata (Red-legged seriema)
Lineage: Eukaryota; Metazoa; Chordata; Aves; Cariamiformes; Cariamidae
Product: transcription factor RFX4-like
Exons: 4
Biological process (GO): regulation of transcription by RNA polymerase II
Molecular function (GO): RNA polymerase II cis-regulatory region sequence-specific DNA binding; DNA-binding transcription factor activity, RNA polymerase II-specific
Source: RefSeq, a predicted model, not a curated record
AUGCGUGCCCUCGAAAAAGAGUCUUAUGAGGGAGAGAGUUGGAUUGAACGAUGUCUCAAUGAAAGUGAAAACAAACGUUAUUCCAGUCACACCUCUCUGGGGAAUGUUUCUAACGAUGAAAAUGAGGAAAAAGAAAAUAAUAGAGCAUCGAAACCACACUCAACUCCAGCUACGCUGCAAUGGCUGGAGGAGAACUAUGAGAUCGCAGAAGGUGUUUGCAUUCCUCGAAGUGCUCUCUACAUGCAUUACUUGGACUUCUGUGAGAAAAAUGACACACAACCUGUUAAUGCCGCCAGCUUUGGGAAG